Molecule: messenger RNA, 768 nt
Organism: Nerophis lumbriciformis (worm pipefish)
Lineage: Eukaryota; Metazoa; Chordata; Actinopteri; Syngnathiformes; Syngnathidae
Gene: stc1l
Product: stanniocalcin 1, like
Biological process (GO): intracellular calcium ion homeostasis
Cellular component (GO): extracellular region
Molecular function (GO): hormone activity
Source: RefSeq, a predicted model, not a curated record
AUGUCAGCCUCCUACGCCGCGCCGCUGCUGGUCCUGGUGCUCGCCUCGGCCUCUUGCUUCGACCUCUUACCCGAGGAGGCCGCCCCCCGCAGGGCCCGCUUCUCCUCCAACAGCCCGGCCGACGUGGCGCGAUGCCUGAAUGGCGCCGUGGCGGUGGGCUGCGGCUUCUUCUCCUGUCUGGAAAACUCCACGUGCGACACGGACGGGAUGCACGAGAUCUGCGAGCUCUUCCUCCACACGGCGGCGACGUUCAACACGGAGGGUAAAACUUUCGUCAAGAAGAGUCUGCAGUGCAUCGCUCAGGGAAUCGGCAACAAGGUUUUCCAAACCAUCCGCCGAUGCAACAUCUUCCAGAGGAUGAUCGCUGAGGUGGAGGAGGAGUGCUUCAGCAGCCUGGACAUCUGCACGGUCGCUCGCACCAACCCGGACGCCUUCGGGGAGGUGGUGCAGGUGCCCGCCCACUUCCCAAACAGGUACUACAGCACGCUGCUUCAGACGCUGCAGGCGUGCGACGAGCAGACGGUGGGGGCGGUGCGAGGUGGCCUGCUGGCCCGUUUGGGGCCCGACAUGGAGACCUUCCUCCAGCUGGUCCAGAACAAAGAGUGCGACGCCGGCCAGGCCGCCGCCGCCUUCAGCAACCCGGCCAGCUGGAGGAACGUCCCCGUCUUCAACGUCCAGCCCGGCUUUCACGGUCGCGACCCCACCCACCUCUUUGCCAAGAAGCGCUCGCUGCAGGGCCAGGAGGCGGGGCCAAGCGGCCACCAGUAG